This is a messenger RNA of Xenopus laevis (African clawed frog), 762 nucleotides long. RefSeq names its product P2X purinoceptor 7. Lineage: Eukaryota; Metazoa; Chordata; Amphibia; Anura; Pipidae. The coding region runs from base 111 to 743 and encodes 210 amino acids. The record is from RefSeq and is a predicted model, not a curated record. The transcript is spliced from 4 exons.
CCACUCCCAUCUCCCUGCCUGUGUCUGUUUCUAGUCUGCAGAUAGCUGUCCUAUGCUGCUGCCUGAUUUUUCUAUUUGGAUUUGUGGAUUCUGGCUCACUUACAAAGGAGAUGGAGAGUAGUGGAUCAGAGUCUCAGAGUAAUCAGUCUGAGUCAUCAGUGUGCUUAGAUACCGACCCACUGUGUGAUAAUCUGGUUAGACAGCUUCAACAAUCCUUAGGAGAUUGUUUGAAUGAUAACUGCUUCCCAGAUGACCCGGUGUGGCCUCCAGGAGAAAGAGAAAAAAGGAUGGAACAAAGACAACAUCCUAGACUUGGAAACACAUUGUGGUGCUUAUGUGGAAACUGCAUUGCCAUGCCAACAAUUAGAGAAAGCGUAUGCUGUCGUGAAGUCGAAAAGUUGCAAAAGCAUUAUAAUGAAGAUUGCACUUGCAUAACUACAGUACUUGACAUGCUGCAACUUUGUAUAAAUAAACAUUUCCUUGAAUUUACAAUUCGAAAUUCAGGAAGAGUGAAACUUCGGCAAUUGCAGGAUGAUUACAAUAGGUGCAUGCGUAAAGGAGCUUAUCGUUCUUUUACCACUUGGACACAUGGCAUCCUUGGACCAAAAACUAGAAUACCGAUCCCAUCUUGUGUGGUUAGACUGGUAAGAAACAAUUAUCCAGAUCCCCAUGGACACUAUGUUGGAUUUCGGGAAGCCACUGAUAAUCCUGCUGAAGACAUGGCAUUUGAAGAUACCUUUUAAAUUAAUAAUAAAAAAAUUA